AUGGCGGGCUUUGUGACCCUUCUGAAAAGAGGGGCCUCAGUGGAUCCCGCUGCUGUUCCGGGAGAGGAGGCGCUGGCAGCAGCAGCAGCAGCUGCUGCUGCUGCUGCGUCUCUGUCGCCUGCUGCUGCUGCUGCUGCUGGGGCCCCCACAAAUGCUUCGUUUUCUACCCCAGCAAAAUGCACCCCGGGGGGCCCCUGGGCAGCGCCGGUGCAGCAGCAGCAGCUUCGUGCUGUAGUUGCUGCUGAGCUGCUGCAGCAAGUCAAGGCCGACGCAGGGGAGGGAGCAACAGCAGCAGCAACAGCAGCAGCAGCAGCAGCAGCCCCCAUAGACUCCCUGCAGCGCGUGCUGCAGCAGCUGCCCCUAGGAGAAGCAGCAGCAAGGCUGGGGGUGCAGCGCAGCACUUUAGCCCGCUGGGGCCGCAUGUGGUCUCAGAAGCAGCAGCAGCAGCAGCAGCAGGGUGGCGCUGCUGCAGCAGCAGCACAAGCAGCCACCAAUGCAGAUGCCACUCCAGCAGCAACAGCUGUGGAGUAG
This is a messenger RNA of Eimeria tenella, 531 nucleotides long. RefSeq lists its product as uncharacterized. The record is from RefSeq and is a predicted model, not a curated record. Lineage: Eukaryota; Apicomplexa; Conoidasida; Eucoccidiorida; Eimeriidae. The transcript has 2 exons. The coding region runs from base 1 to 531 and encodes 176 amino acids.